AUGUUAUCUCUCUCGGAUGAGCAAUGUAAUAUCUUGAACGCGGCAGUAAACGGGCACAAUGUUUUUAUAACAGGGCAAGGUGGUACUGGCAAAUCGUUUCUCGCUAAAGAAAUAUAUAAACAGCUCACGUUAGGUGGGAAGAAAGUGGCAAUAGUAUGCUCAACAGGCAUUGCAUGCAAGGCGUAUAAAAACAUUACAAACUCGGCAGUUCGCACGGUACAUUCAUUUUAUGGCUUGGGUAUUGCCGAUUUACCAUGGCCUUCUGUCGUAGAUCGAUCUCUAUCAAAUAAUUUGGUACGUGAACGAGUGCAGUCACAUGAUUGUAUUAUAUGGGAUGAAAUUGGCAUGGUUAGCCGACGUGUUUUUGAAAUAGCCAACAUGAUUCACCAUAAACUAUCGAAAGAAUGUGAUGCAAUGAAACCAAUGGGUGGAAAACAAGUGAUUAUAGCAGGCGUUUUCUUCAACUUCCACCCGUCCAUAACAUGUUCGAUCCAGGUGCAUUUGCAUUUUAUUCCCCAGUUUUUUCGAAAGCUAUUUUGCAUCGAGUUGAAUUGGAAACAAUUUGGCGUCAGGAAAAGACAGAAACGGAAUUUCUUCUAUGCUUAAAGGAGUUACGAAUUGGGCAGUGCGGUGAAAAAUCAACGAAUUUCCUCCAUGGCUUGUCAAGGGAACUACCAACUUCCAUUAGCAAAGAUGCGGUUCAUAUUUUCUUUAGAAGGCUUCAGAUGCAAGUUCACAAUAAGAACAUGCUUUUUUCUCUCCCCGAGAAAAAUCUUUUUAAAUUUGAUGCCAUUGACACAAGUCAUCACUCACGAUAUGCAACCAAUUUGGAUUAUCAAGCCGAUAAAACCCUUCUACUCAAGCUGGGCUGUCGAGUCAUGUUAUUGUGGAAUGUGUCAGAAGCAUUAAGGAAUGGAGUAACUGGUGUUUUUGUCGGAACUGACGGAGAUAAUCUCGCUGUUGAUUUCGACGUAGUUGGUAGGAUAUCCUUGAAAAGAGAAACCUGGGAGAAGAGAUCACGAUCCGGAGCAGUAGUUGCUUCUCGACGCCAAUUUCCAGUCACUCUGGCGUAUGGUAUAACUUGCCAUAAGUCGCAGAGUUCAACUGUAUCAGCUGCAGUUGUGCACUGUUCGAAAGAGUUCACUCCUGGGCUUAUUUACGUUGCAUGUUCACGAGUUAAGACGUCAGCACAUCUGCAAGUCUUACAUUUUUCACCCGAUCAGUUAAUGAAACCUUCACAAGAUUGUUUGGAUGUGUGUGCUUCACACAAAUCCAUGGCUACUUCGGCUGAUAAAUGCUGUGUCCAAAGUGAAUUGACCGAUAACGAACUUGUUGUAAAUGAACAAUUAGCAGAAGUUGAUGAAACAGGAGCAGAUGACGAAGAACAUCAAGAAAUUGAUGAUGUAACUCAGAAGCUUGUGAAUGGGUAUUUUGACCGAAAAGAAGAGCCUGAUGAAGAAGAAAAUUUUGACCUGAUGAUAUAG
Paramuricea clavata is the source of this 1484-nucleotide messenger RNA. Lineage: Eukaryota; Metazoa; Cnidaria; Anthozoa; Malacalcyonacea; Plexauridae. The record is from the annotation of a GenBank genome assembly.